AUGCCGGCGUGGUUAUCGGGACUUUCAGGAUGCGCGGGCCUCGGCGCACCGUGCACUCUUGCACGAAGGGCUCGGCGUGCACCGUCUCGCUGUCCGGCUUCGGCCUGCGGGAGUCGAACAGGCUGCUCCUGGACCCAGCGGGCCAGUGCGCCGCGAACUCCAGCCUCGCGAACGGCUCCACAGGGAACUCCAGCGGGGUGGGGAACUCCAGCGACGCUGGAAGUUUCAUACAGGGCUUUGCGGGCAUCGACAGCUUCGCAGCACCGCUGGCAGAAGACCCUUUCUCAUACUACCUUGGCGUGGCUCUCACGGGCGACCCGCUGCAGACGUACGAGCUCUGCUGGCGGGAUGCGGCAGCAGACGGCAACGCGUCCGACGAGAGCAACGCGUCCGAGGAGGGCAACGCGUCGUCCCCCGCGGCGGUUGACGUGCAGAGCGUCCCGGCCGGUGCCUUCAUCCUGGCCGGCCCUGCCGACAGCCAGGAGUUCGUCUGCGACUCGGGCUGGCCGUGCGUUUUGCCACUGGUCGGCCGCGCGCCAGACACCACGGACUACUGGCUGGUCGCCGGCCCAGAGCAGCACGCGGCCCGUAGCACGCUGGCGGUUCCUGGGCGGCUGCUCGCUGAAGUGGGCGCCAGACAGCCUCGACCCCAUGUACACCUGGUCCCUCGUGCCGAGCAACGACAUGGACGCAGACACCCAGCUGGACACCUUCUGGAUCGUGUCCGGGUCGCUCUCGGCGUGCCCUGGCCAGAUGCUCUACCUGGACGGGGCCGGCUGCUCCCCGGUGCUGAAGCCCUUCGACGGCUCCACGUCCGCGCGGUGGAUGCUGGUGAGCGCGAACUCCACGACUCAGGGCUGGAUCACCUCCACCAGCGACAGCGCCUGCCCGUCGAUGAUGCUGGCCCUGGAGGCCUACCGCCUGCGCUCCGACCACUUCGUGCGCGCGCCGAUGGGGCUGUGGUCUGUGCUCCCCCUGGACACCACGCCGUGGCCGCACAGGAGCAGCGUCUUGCUGGUCGAGGGGCAGGCGAGCUGCGACGAGGAGGCCGUGCCCGCGGCCCUGCCCGGCAUGACCAACCCGGCCACCUGCUGCCGCAGGAAGGGCGUGGAGAGGGCGCUGGACCUGACCCUCACCCUGGGCACCCACUCCACCAGCCCCGGGCAGCUGACGGUCUGCUGGGGCCUCUCCGCCGAGGAGGGGCGCUUUCAGGGCGCAGCGCCCCCGCCCGCGGCCGAGCAGCACCUGGUCAAGGUGGGCAGCCUCGUGCUCCACGGGCCCGAGCUCCUCGGCAGCAUCUCGUGCGUGCUGGGCGCGCUGUGCACCGUGUCGCUCUCGGGGCUGGGACUGUCCGCCCUCGACUCCCUCGUUCUCCACAGCGGGGCCGACUGCCUCUGGGCGCUGGCUCCACCGUUCGGCCCCGCCGCAGAGUGCGCGGCCGACGGGUCCGACGCGUACGUGUCGGCGAGCAUUGUGAGCUACGAGCGCCUCAUCGUCUCGACAACAUGCGCGGGGCUCGCAGGGGUUGCCUCGGGCGCUCUGGCCAAGUUGGCCACGUACGCGGUGCCGACGUCGAUCCGACUGCUUCCAGAGCUCAGUGCCUACACGCUGCCCGACCACGGUCCUGUGGGUGUUGCGCUCGACGGGAUAGCCAUGUGGGCCGGCAGCGCACCUGCAGACGACUCCGUGCACAGCAACGCUUCCAAUGGCACAGGCCGCGCAUGCAACAUAGCUAUCAACGACGAGGGCGAAGCAUUUUAUUCGGGAGCCCCGGACGCCGGUGCCUGCCCUCACGUCGCGGGAUGGGCGGCGUCGCUGGACUUGGAGAGCUUCAACCUCACCGGCGAUGGCCAACCCCCGCUCCUCGGCUUCAUGAUGGACGGCGUGCCACUUUUCGGGCCCCUGGAGGGCGAUAACUCCACGAGCCGCAACUUCACCGCCGACGCCUGCGGCGGCUACGCGGCGGACUCCGUCCUGCCGUUCUACCGCUACCACGCCGCGGCCGCGGGGGUGCUGCCGCCAUGUAUCCGCGGGGUUGUGAGUGCUGGGCGCGGCUUCGUGGUGCUGCCCGCGCCCAUCGGGGGCACGGCCGGGGCGUCACAGGUGCAGGACCUGUCCCAGCUGCUGCCCGAGUGGGAGAUGGGCGAGAGGACGGCCCUCCUGCGGCACGCCGCCCUGGCCCAGACCUUCCCAGCCGCCUCCGCGACGGGGGACGCCACGGGCGCGAGCGUCGACAUCGGGCGCACGCCGCCGCUGGCCACCAGAGAGCACACCGUGUGCUGGGGCCGCGGCCUCGUGCUGGACGACCACCGCACCCCGCUCGGGUCGCUGCGGCUGCUCGGGCCCGCCACCGCGGCCUUCCGCUGCGCGCUGAGCCUGCCCUGCGGGCUGCUGCUGGAGGGGGAGGGCCUGGACGCCCUGAACGGCUCUGGCCUCCUGCGGCUGUCGCCGGACCAGUCCUGCGGCCAGACGGCGGCGCCGGAGGGCUUCGUGCUGCCCGCCGUGAGCGCGGCCGUGGACGCCUCGCAGGCCUACCACCUGGGGACGCCGCGCGCCGGGGCGGUGGGCGAGGAAGCCUACACCGUGUGCUGGACGGCUCCGGAGGGCGACGCUGAGCCGGUGCCCGUCGGGCGGCUGGAGCUCGCGGGCCCCGCGAACCCGUGGCAGAGCUUCGCUUGCGAGAGCCAGCGCGUGUGCUCGGUGGCGCUCAGCCAGCACGUGGCGGGCUGGGACGUGGCCGACGCCCGGCUCGCGGCCCACUUCGGGUCGGACUGCGGCGGGGCCGCGGUGGCGACGUCGGAGGGCCGCAGCGGUGGCGUGUACGACUUCGGGGCCUUCCCCGAGGGCGCCACGGUCGGCCACUACGCCCUGUGCUGGCGCCUUGCCGAGGCUGCUGUGGAGGACGCGGUGCUCGUCGGGGAGCUCGUGGUGAGCGGCCCGGGGGAGAUAGGCCAUGUCCCGAACGUCCUGGUUGCGGGCGAGGCCUUCGAUCUGGAGGUGUGGGGCUCUGGACUCCAGGACAACGACUCCAUCCGCAUAAUUUCUGCGUCCAUCCCGUGUGGGGCGGAGGGCUCUGCGAACCACACCGACCUCCUGCGAUUCCCACAGGUUGACCCCAACGCCACAUACACGGAGACCCUGACCAGUUCCACCAAAACCCUCACCAGCACGAGCAGCACAACUGGGACAAGCACCACUCUGACCAGCACGACUGGGACCAGCACGACUCUGACCAGCACGACUGGAACCAGCACCACUCUGACCAGCUCGAGCAGAACAAGUAGUUCCACAGUGACGACCACCUCUGGCACCAGCAGCACAUCCGCAAGCAGCACCACGGAAACCAGUAGCACCAGCGCAAGUACUACGACAGCGACCAGCAGCACAACGGCCACCACCAUCUCAGGGACCAGCACAUCAUCAGCGACAAGCAGCACGCAGACCAGCAGCACAACACGCAGCACUGCGUCGGGAACCAGCACCACUUCUCAGACCAGCACAUCCGACACUUUCACCAUAACAUCAAGCACCAGCACCGACUCCAGCAGCACCACACCGUCCAGCACGACGCUCUCGAGUAGCACUGAGUCCAGCGGCACAUAUUCCAGCAGCACGACUGGCUCCAGCGGUACGACAACCAGCACGAUUACUACGGUGACGAUCACCACGCAGACGACCACUACCACGGGGGUGAGCAUCACGGGGACCAGUUUCACCACCCCAACCAGCACGACGAUGACAAGCUCUGCCACUGCUAGCACCACGACGUUAACUACAACGACUGGCACCAGCAGUACAACGCGAAGCAGCAGCACAACCUUGUCCACAACCACGGGGAGCAGCACGACGGACAGCAGCACUACAACGGUGUCUACCACCACAGUCACCAGCUUCUGGGGCACCUAUGUGAUACUGCCGGGUCUCACGCUGGUGCGUGGCGGCAAUUUCAGUGUGUGUUGGUGUCCAGGCGAGAGUGGCGACGAAUGUAGCGAGGACUUCAGCUUCAGAGUUGCAGCAGGAUCAUACAUCGUCAAAGGUCCAGAGUCCGUUGAGGCCAUACCUCCUCCAUAUCCAGGUUUGCAGUUCUCGAUUGUCAUUUCUGGAAGGAGGCUUUCGGAGGAAGAUCGUAUCAGGGUCGUGGCGGCUUCGACAGCAGCUGGCGAGAAGUGUACUGGCGACGACAAUCAGCACACUGCAGCUUUGUUGGGACCGCUGGCCGCAGAUCCCGACGCAACCUCCACUGUUUAUGAUUUCGGUGAUGCUGCACACUGGCCAAACACAAGCUUCACAAGAGCCGGAUUGUUUGAUAUAUGCUGGUGCCCCGCUCCGUGCAACAAUCUGACGCUGCGACCCUUCGCUGUACAUGCGGGCACGUUUGUUGUCUCUGGCGCAUUGGAUGUAUCUGGAGCUGACGGCAUGGCUCCCGUUCCUCUUGCGGGCGUACCGAUGCAGGUGCAGACCACGGGCAUCGGCCUCACCAUGCAGGACCUGCUGAAGGUGGUCCCCGCGGGCCCGCUUGGCUGCGCCGAGCCGCCGCGCCCCGGCCUGAUUGGGGGGGCGCUCGCCAGCGGCGAGGGGCUCCCGGACACUGGUGGCGGCUCGUGGAGCAACUGGACGUUCCAGGCGCUGCUGCCUGGCGAGGUGCUGAUCUGCUGGCGGGCGCCGGGGGAGUCUGCCGCGUGGGUGGAGCUCGCGGCGGUGGACGUGCUCGGGCCAGCGCGCGCGGCCCUGGGCGAGCAGGUGGCCGGCGUGCCGCUCGGCUGGGCGGUCGCGGGCGCCCCGUUCUCCCUGCAGCUCACCAGCGCCGGCGGUGGCGGCGUGCCCGAGGCCGGGGCAGUCGAGGCGUGGCUGCUGAACGCCUCUGGGCCACCGUGCGGCGAGGGGUCGGCUGCCAGCGGCGCCAUCGCGCGGCUCUACGAGGACGACGCCCUCCAUUGGAGCAACGGGACGACGUGGCCCUCCGUGCUGGUCGACGCCCCUGGGGACGUGCGCGUGUGCGCCGCGCUGCGGGCGGGGUGCGGCGCCGGCGGCGCCUGCGCGGGCGGCCACGCCGCGGGCCUCGGGAGCGCCUACGAGGUAGCGCUGGUGGAGCUGCGCAUCGGAGGACCUCAAGAGCUGGAGCUGCAGGAGUCGGCUGCCGUGGCUGGGGUGCCCUUUGUGCUCACCCUCGCAGGCACGCUCCUCGGCUCCGCGGACCGAGUGCAGGUCCGGGCGGCGAGCGAGCCGUGCGGCACCGGGCUCGACCCCGUCGCGGAGGGCUUCGCGCGCGGCGAGGUGCUCCCGAACGCGACCGGCGAGUCCGGAGCGGCCGGCGACAACCUCACGUGGAUGAGGCUCGACUUCGAGGUGUCCGCCGUCGCUCUGGGCGGGCCGCACCGCGUGUGCUGGUGCAGCGGUGCCCGCGACUGCUCCAACAGCUCCUCCUUCCGCGUCGACGCGGGCGAGUUCGUCGCCACCGGCCCGGCCGGCGGCGCCGCCGUGACCUGCGUGAGGGCGGGCCCGUGCGCCUUGACUCUGUCGGGGCCCGGGGCCUUCCAGGACCUCGUGGCGGAGGUGGCCCUGCGAACGUCGUGCGAGGAUUCGGAUGGCGGCUUCGUCGCCAACGUCAGCGUGGCUGAGGAUGCGCUCCUGGUGCAGUGGGACAGGCUGUACGUCGCGGUUGGGAGCUACGAGGUCUGCUGGACGGUGCUCGAGGGGGGCAGCAGCGGCGUCGCCGGCGGCACCGUGCUCGUCAUCGGCCCACACCUAGGCACCAGCUGGGGCUGCGUGGGCGGGAGAUCCUGCGGGGUACUGGGCAUCGAGGGCGUCGGUCUGCUUGCCGACGAUCUCCUGGUCGUCCGGGAGGCUCCAUGUGGAGUGUACGACCACGACCUCGGCGACGGCCGCCGCUUCCAGGGCAGCACGGACGCGGACACGCAGGUCCUCGUCCAGUUCGCGGCGCCCGUGGUGGCGCGCUACGUGCGGCUCUGGCCCACCGCCUGGCACGGGCACGUGGCGCUCCGCGCCGGCCUGUGGCUGCCGGUGUGCGACGGCUGCGCGUCCAGCACCGUCGUGGACGCCGCGCCCGAGCUCAGGGACGCCUCCUCCGUGAACGAGAGCGGCGGCCCCGCGGACUGCUUCGACUGCGGUCGGCUAGACUCGUCAUCUGCCUGGGUGGCUCAGCACAGCGCCCUCGGCGAGUGGUACCAAAUAGACGCCACGAAGGUCAUGCCGAUCGGAGGCAUCGCUUUGAGAGGACGUGGAGACCGUCCUCAAUGGGUCACCGAGUUCAUCGUGUCGUACAGCACAGACGGAGCGUCGUGGGCGACGCUGCACGAGGCCAACAGCGUCGUGGGCUUCCCGAACGGCGGAGUGACCGAGGCGAGCAGGAGCGCGGGCGCCGCCGCGUCCGAGUGGGUCUGGCCCGGGUCGAUCGAGGCGAACGGCGGGUUAUACUACCUGUGCUGGCACCCUGCGCAGGCACCGGAGGCGCCCUACCCCGGGCUGAAGCAGUUCUGGACGCCCCUGGGGAGCCUGGAGCUGGACGGGCCCGAGGGCGGCCAGGAGUUCGGCUGCACCGUCUUCCGGCCCUGCCGCCUGGGGGGCCUGCGGGGGCAAGGCCUCCGCGCGGGGGACCUCCUGAGGCCUAUGCUCAACUGCGCCGCCGAGUUCCAGUCCGCCGCGGCGAGCGCGACGGGCAACGGCAGCGAGUUCGACUGGGGCAUGGGCAUCGCGCUCCUGCUCGCGGGGAG
This is a messenger RNA of Prorocentrum cordatum, 6731 nucleotides long. The record is from the annotation of a GenBank genome assembly. NCBI's taxonomy places the organism in Eukaryota, Dinophyceae, Prorocentrales, Prorocentraceae.